UUAAUGGAUGCUGGGUUAAAUGUGACAUAUAUAACUCUAGAUGGACACGUGGAGGUGCACAGAUACAGAUAUCUUUAUUUUGUGAUCAUGUUGACUGCAUAUAUUCUGAUAAUAUGCUGCAAUGCCACCAUUACAUAUCUCAUUGUUAUUCACAGUGACCUCCAUGAGCCCAUGUACAUGUUCGUUGCUGCUCUGUUGAUCAACUCUAUUCUUUUCAGCACUAACAUCUACCCAAAGCUUCUGAUUGACUUUUUAUCUGAAAAACAGAUCAUCUCUUAUCCAGCUUGUCUCUUUCAGGCCUUUAUAUUUUACUUUUUAAGCUUUUCAGAAUUUUUAUUGCUAGCAGCCAUGUCCUAUGACAGAUAUGUGUCCAUAUGUAAACCUCUGCAAUAUCCAAUGAUCAUGAGAAAAACAACAGUCAGUGUUUUGCUUGCUUUAGCCUGGCUUGUGCCUGCCGUUCACCUUAUGGUACCUGUUGUGGUAGUUGGUAAAAAUAAGCUCUGUAGCUUUAGUCUGAAAGGAAUUUUUUGUCACAACUCAGGUUACGAUCUUUACUGUGUGACCUCCAGCGAACUGUCUGUAUUCGGUGUAAUUAUUCUAUGUAACACUGCACUUUUCCCCAUGCUCUUUAUAGUUUUCACAUACACAAGAAUACUCAUAGUAGCUCACCGGAGUUGUGGAGAAGUCAGGAGGAAGGCUGCACAGACCUGUUUGCCUCACUUGCUGGUUUUAAUCAACUAUUCUUGUUUGCUCACGUAUGACGUUACUAUUGCUAAACUGGAGUCAGAUUUUCCAAAGAUUGCACGUUUUAUAAUGACACUGCAGACUGUGACAUAUAAUCCUCUCUUCAACCCAAUCAUAUACGGCCUGAAAAUGCAGAAAAUCUCCAAACACUUAAAAAAGUUGUUCUCCCGGGCCAAACCUGUGUCCAAAAGGACUGUAAGGGGGUGGACGCAGGAGGCCGAAGAGGCCCUGCAAGACUGCUUUGACUUCACAGACUGGGAGGCCCUCUGUCAGCCUCAAGGGGAAGACAUCAGCAGCAUGGCAGACUGCAUCACCGAAUAUAUCAAAUUCUGUAAGAAUAUUGUCGUACACCCCCGGACUGCCCGCUGUUUCGCCAACAAUAAGCCAUGGAUCACCAGCGGCCUGAGGAGUCUGCUGAACGACAAAAGGAGAGCCUUCAGGUCUUGA
Messenger RNA from Mugil cephalus (flathead mullet), 1191 nucleotides. Its product is annotated as olfactory receptor 6M1-like. The transcript has 2 exons. Gene Ontology annotation, molecular function: G protein-coupled receptor activity; olfactory receptor activity. Gene Ontology annotation, cellular component: membrane. NCBI's taxonomy places the organism in Eukaryota, Metazoa, Chordata, Actinopteri, Mugiliformes, Mugilidae. The record is from RefSeq and is a predicted model, not a curated record. The coding region runs from base 4 to 1191 and encodes 395 amino acids. Gene Ontology annotation, biological process: G protein-coupled receptor signaling pathway.